AUGGCGUCAACAACCGGCUCGGAUGGCCUCGUCAAGCUGACGGUCUUCCUAAAGAAGAGAGACGACAUCUCUCACGAGGAAUUCCACAAGUACUGGGACAAUGAGCACGCCAAGAUCUUCCUCUCCGUACCUAUCGUCAAGAAGAAUGUAGUCAAGUAUACCCAGUUUCACGCGAACAACGGCGCCACCGCCGACAUCACGAACUUCGGCUUGGCCAUGGUGGGAUAUGACGGUGUGGCGAAUAUAUGGGGAAAGAGCCUGGACGACUUGUUAGCAAUCUACAACGACGAAGAGUUCUUGAGGGUUUCGGCUCCGGAUGGCGACAAGUUCUUCGUCCAAAAGGAGAUCGCCGUGAUGUAUGGAUGGGAGGAGGAUAAGUGGGACAAGCAGAAGGACAGCUGA
Messenger RNA from Hypoxylon fragiforme, 402 nucleotides. RefSeq lists its product as uncharacterized. The record is from RefSeq and is a predicted model, not a curated record. Gene Ontology annotation, molecular function: oxidoreductase activity. Lineage: Eukaryota; Fungi; Ascomycota; Sordariomycetes; Xylariales; Hypoxylaceae. The coding region runs from base 1 to 402 and encodes 133 amino acids. The transcript has 3 exons.